AUGAAUGUUUCUAAGAAACAACAUAAAUUAACAAUUUCAUUCUCUCUUUCGUACAAUCAGCCAAAGUUUUCUCCAACACCCAUUUGGAAUUCCAAUGGAAUUACUUUGGCUAAUCGAUCGAUUAUUGGUCGAUAUCCUACUUCCCUUUUUGUGAGCACAAACAACACAAUCUAUGUUGCUAAUCAAGAAGACAGCACAAUUGUAAUAUGGCAUGAAGAUAGUGUCAAUCCAACAAAGAUAAUUCACGGUAAUUUUAUAGAACCCUUUUCUCUCUUCGUGACAUCAAAUGGUGAUGUUUAUAUUGAUGAUGGUGAUUAUAAAAGUGGUCGAGUACAGAGAUGGAGUGCAGAAACAAAUACGUUUGUCACGGUGAUGAAUGUCAACUCAUCAUGUUGGGGUUUGUUUGUCGAUAUCAGUAACACUCUUUACUGUUCAAUGCCUGAUCAUCAUCAAGUAGUGAAAAGAUCAUUAAAUGAUUCUGUGAUGAAUUCAAAUCGUAUUGCUGCUGGAACAGGUAUUAACGGAUUAGCCUCGAAUCAACUGGGACGUCCUUUUGGAAUUUUUGUCGAUGUGAAUUUGGAUUUAUAUGUGGCAGAUUGUGUAAAUGAUCGAGUUCAGUUGUUUCAGUCGGGAGAACUAAGUGGUAUCACAGUGGCUGGAAUUGAAUCACUAAAUCCAACAAUUACACUUGAUUGUCCAAGCGGAAUUAUAUUAGAUGCUGAGAAAUAUUUAUUCAUUGUAGAUCACUAUGAUUAUCGAAUUGUUGGUUCAGGCUUGAAUGGUUUUCGAUGUUUAGUUGGAUGCUAUGGAAUGGGUUACCAAUCUAAUCAAUUGGAUAAGCCAUUUAGUUUAAGUUUCGAUCAUUCUGGAAACAUGUUUGUUACUGAUCAAGGAAAUAAUCGAAUUCAAAAAUUUUUAUUGAUGAAAGAUUCUUUUGCUCUUUCAUAUAAUCAACCAAAGCUUUGUUCAGCAGCCUUUUGGUAUUCCGAUGGAAUUACUUUGGCUAAUCAAUCGAUUGUUGGCCGAACUCCUCGCGCCAUUUUUGUAAAUACAAACAACAAAAUGUAUGUUACUAAUCUAGAAAACAACGCAAUUCUAAUGUGGGAUGAAGAAAGUGACAAUCCAACAAACAUCAUUUGUGGUAAUUGUACAGAAUCCUAUUCUCUCUUCGUGACAUCAAAUGGUGAUGUUUAUAUUGAUGAUGGAUAUGUGAAUGGUCGAAUGCAGAAAUGGAUAGCAGAAACAAAUAUCUUUGUCACAGUGAUGAAUAUCAACUCAUCAUGUUAUGGUUUGUUUGUCGAUAUCAAUGAUACUCUUUAUUGUUCAAUUGCUAGACAUCAUCAGGUAGUGAAAAGAUUAUUAAGUAGUUCUGUGAUGGAUUCAAAUGGUGUUGCUGCUGGAAUAGGUACUUCAGGAUCACACUUUAGUGAACUUAGUGGUCCUCGUGGAAUCUUUGUCGAUGUGAAUUUGGAUUUAUAUGUGGCAGAUUGUGGAAAUAACCGUGUUCAGUUGUUCCAGUCGGGAGAACUAAAGGGCAUCACAGUGGCUGGAAGUGAAACACUAAAUCCAACAAUUACACUUGAUUGUCCAAGUGGAAUUAUAUUAGAUGCUGAGAAAUAUUUAUUCGUUGCAGAUCAAAAUAAUCAUCGAAUUGUUGGUUCGAGCUUAGGCGGUUUUCGAUGUUUAGUUGGAUGCUAUGGAAUGGGUUACCAAUCUAAUCAAUUGAAUUCUCCAUCUAGUUUGAGUUUCGAUCGUUCUGGAAAUAUGCUUGUUACUGAUUUAUUUAAUGGUCGAAUUCAAAAAUUUAACUGUUUAAAAAAAUUUUGUGCCAAUACUUCUGCGCCUCUACAAAAGACCUAUUCAUCGUCAUUGACUAAAAUCAAUCAAAUUUAUUAUCGAGAUUGUGACAAACGAAACUUUUAUUACGAAUCCAUUCGAGUGAAAGUGAUCGAAACUGGUUACUACACUUUUCGUAGUAGUGGUAACAUUGAUUCAUAUGGAUCUAUUUACAAAAACAAAUUUAAUCCACUUGACCCAUCAGAGAAUUUCCUUAAAACAGUUGACGACAGCGAUUCUGGUGCUCAGUUCAAACUUGAUAUUCAACUUGAUAUUGGCACGAUAUAUGUAUUGGUUGUGACAACAUUUGAUUCAAAAGAAACUGGAAAAUUUUCGAUCGAUAUGUUGGGUAAAAACAAAGUUAUUCUCGAGCGUCUUAGUACUCCAGUAAAUAUGCAACUCAAAUAUUCAUCAAAAUUAACCGAUGAUAGUCCAACAUAUUAUCGAGAUUGUCAAGUACCACGAUGUCACUAUGAAACUUCACAAAUUCAUGUUAAUACAACGGCUUUGUAUGUUCUUUCGAGUGAAAACAACAUUAAUGCGUAUGGAUAUAUCUACAAACAUGAUUUCAAUCCUCUGAAGCCACCUGAAAAUUUACUCCUAUCACAUGACGGUCCAGAACUAAGUAGUUGUGUUAUCGGUGAUCAAUGUAACUUUUAUCUCAAAGGGAUCGGUUUGACUCUCGAUGAUAUUUUGCAUGAUGAACUUCAACCGAAUACAGUAUUGAAUAAUCAAUCAUUUUCGAUAAAAUUAAGUGCGGGUUUAACAAUAAUUAUGUUUGUCGCAGGAUUAAUCAAUAGUAUUCUUUCUUUUAUUACAUUUCAACAUAAAGAUUCUCAACAAGUUGGAUGUGGAAUGUAUUUAUUGGCAUCAUCGAUUACUUCUCUUUUGGCAAUUAGUAUGUUCAUAAUAAAAUUUUGGUUUGUUGUUCUUACUCAUAUCAAUGUGUUUCCUAAUCUAUCUGUUCUUCGUGGAGGUUGUGCAUCUAUUGAACCAAUUCUAAAACUUUUUCUCUACUUAGAUGGUUGGCUUAAUGCUUGUGUAGCAGUUGAACGAGCAUUACUUAUUUUUAAAGGAGUAAAAUUUGAUAAAAAACAGAGCAAAUCUAUUGCUCGACGAACAAUUCUUAUUUUGCCAUUCUGUGUUCUCGGUACUAUUAUUCACGAACUCGUAUUUCGCAGAUUAUUUGAAUAUGAAACAGUACCAGAUACGAUAGAUACGAGUAAGACAAAUGAAACCAAGCUAUAUGUAUCAUGCAUCACUCAAUAUUCUCCUUCUGUUCAAGAUUACAAUACAGCCGUUCUAUUUUUUCAUCUUGUUGGUCCAUUUAUUGUUAAUCUUUUCUCUGCAUUAUUUAUCAUCUUUGGAGGUGCUCAUCAACGAUCAACGGCACGAACUAACCAAAGUUUUAAAGAACAUAUUCAAGAACAAUUCCGUGAACAUAAACAAUUGAUCAUUAGUCCAAUAAUUUUACUCAUUUUAUCAAUACCUCGUCUCAUCAUUUCAUUACUUCCUGGCUGUGUAAAAACAUCUGAGAAUUUGUGGUUGUAUCUUGGACCAUAUUUCAUUUCGUUUACUCCUUCGAUGCUAAUUUUUCUUAUCUUUGUUGUUCCUUCAGAAUUGUAUAUGAAAGCGUUUAAACAAUCGUUCAAUCGUAUUCGACGUCGUACUCCUCCUUAA
Molecule: messenger RNA, 3516 nt
Organism: Adineta steineri
Lineage: Eukaryota; Metazoa; Rotifera; Eurotatoria; Adinetida; Adinetidae
Source: the annotation of a GenBank genome assembly